AUGCUGUCCUGUCAAACAAAUAUACAUACUGCCAAUGCCCUUUCGGAAAACCACAAAAUGGAUCGUCUUCCUCCAUCACCCUCACCCUCACCCUCACCCUCACCCUCACCCUCACCUCGCCUCCUACGUUGCAAUAGCCAGAAUCCCGCCUCAUCUCCGCCAGCUACAAUAUUAUACAACAAAUCAAACCCCGUCGUCACCAAAUCCCGCUCCACAUCCACCGCUAAACCUCCAACUUAUAAGGAUGCCAAUUUCAUGAUCCACUUUCAGAAUCGGAUGACCAUAAAUACUAAGAAGAAGCCGGCACACAGAAAUAAGAAAACCGCAUGGGCUCUGUCCCCAGGGCGAUCGGCGCCUUGUUCAAAGUCUCCAAGUCCCGUUGGUGGUGGUGGUAGUGGAAUCGGUGGAGUUUUAAACUACUUCAGGCCGAAGAAAGCGUCGUCAGAAGAAGAAGCAGAUCGUCGUUGGUCUAAAUUGAUGAAUAAUCGGCUAUUACAAUGGAGGUUUGCCAAUGCUCGAGCUGAGACCGCCAUGUCCACCCUUCAAAUUGUUGCGCAGAAGAAAGUGUUCAAUGCAUGGAUCAAGAUACUCGCUAUAAGAAAUUCCAACAUGGCAAAGCGAAUGGAAGUGCAAAAGCUCCAAAAUGACAUCAAACUAUAUCAUAUUAUGAACUCGCAGUUAUUCUUGCUAGAAAAAUGGUCGAGAUUGGAGGCUAAAAACUUUGAAGCAAUAGGUCGAGUUGUUAGAAAAUUGUCAGUGGCAUCAGUUAAUAUCCCAUUGGUGGAUGAUUGCAAGGGAGAUGUUUUAGUGGUUUGUGAUGUGAUGGACAACGCCGCACAACUAUUGGAAAAUAUAGAAUCGACAAUUACCAAAUUAUAUUAUCAGGCUGAGAACUCGUGCUAUUUGUUAACCGAGCUUUCCAUUAUUGCCAAACAAGAAAAAGAGUCCUUAACAGAGUUGCAAACAUGGAUGUUCGCCAUCGCAUCAUUAAAGGAAAAAGAAAGAAGCUUGAGAGCUCAUAUAAUCCAAGACAAGUGA
This is a messenger RNA of Cynara cardunculus var. scolymus (artichoke), 1038 nucleotides long. Its product is annotated as QWRF motif-containing protein 7. The record is from RefSeq and is a predicted model, not a curated record. Gene Ontology annotation, cellular component: centrosome; nuclear microtubule; cytoplasm. The transcript has 5 exons. Gene Ontology annotation, molecular function: microtubule binding. The coding region runs from base 1 to 1038 and encodes 345 amino acids. Gene Ontology annotation, biological process: centrosome cycle; spindle assembly. Lineage: Eukaryota; Viridiplantae; Streptophyta; Magnoliopsida; Asterales; Asteraceae.